AUGCCUCUUCGCUCCCUAUAUCUUGCCAAGUCCGGCGGAAGCGCGAACCAACGCUCUCAUUUCGCCCUCUUCAUCCCGACCGCAGAAUAUGAUCGGGACACUAUCAGUGAAGACUUCCGAUCUCUCAAGGCUAUUGGCACAAGGAUUCAUGUUGUUGGAGAACCUCUGAUGUCUGGCUUUGCAUUCGAGGUUCAUAGGAACUACAACACUCAAGCCUACUCGGACCUGAAGCAGUUGGUCUUUCUUGGGGAGAUCGACGAUUCAAUCCUUCACAACUACCCAGAAAGAUCGGAGAUAAGAGAGAAUACAACGAGAAGUCUUCUCGAACGAGUUGCUGAAUCUGUAACUCCCCCUCCUAAAGGACAAAAUAUACGGGCGCCAAUCGAUGGGAUGAAUACAAAAAGAUGCCAGGAAUAG
Fusarium oxysporum Fo47 is the source of this 417-nucleotide messenger RNA. RefSeq lists its product as uncharacterized. The record is from RefSeq and is a predicted model, not a curated record. Bases 1 to 417 code for a protein of 138 amino acids. Lineage: Eukaryota; Fungi; Ascomycota; Sordariomycetes; Hypocreales; Nectriaceae. The transcript has 2 exons.